Rhododendron vialii is the source of this 1119-nucleotide messenger RNA. RefSeq lists its product as uncharacterized. The transcript has a single exon. Bases 1 to 1119 code for a protein of 372 amino acids. NCBI's taxonomy places the organism in Eukaryota, Viridiplantae, Streptophyta, Magnoliopsida, Ericales, Ericaceae. The record is from RefSeq and is a predicted model, not a curated record.
AUGUUUUCUAACUAUCUUCUUCAACUUGGUUUUCAAUCCAGUAAAGCAGAUACGUCUCUAUUUCUUUUGCCUCAAGGGAAUCAUCUUACUUUGGUUUUGAUAUAUGUAGAUGACAUUGUCAUCACAGGAAGUGAUUCUUCUUAUAUUACUUCUCUCAUUCAAAAGCUUAGUCAAAGGUUUGUUAUGAAGGACUUGGGCACUCUCAAUUAUUUUCUGGGGAUUGAGAUUACAUCUUCUUCUUCUGGUAUUUUUCUGUCUCAAGCAAAGUAUGCUUCAGAACUUCUUGCUAAAGCUGGUAUGAUAGACUGUAAAGGGUCUGAAUCUCCUGCGUCAGUCAAGCCUGGAAUACCAGAUUAUGAUUCACCCUUAGAAGAUGUGUCUUUAUACAGAACUUUGGUGGGUUCUUUACAAUAUUUGACUUUGACACGACCUGAAAUUUCUUUUUCUGUCAAUGUGGCUUGUCAACAUAUGCAUGCACCCAAGCUCAGUCACUUUAUUGCUCUCAAACGCAUCCUUAGAUACAUCAAAGGUUCAAUCCAUCAAGGUCUUCAUUUUGUUCAAGGGCCUCUUACUCUCACAGCCUUUGCAGAUGCUGACUGGGCAGGGGAUCCAGUUGAUAGAAGGUCUACCACGGGUUAUGGUGUGUUCAUGGGUCAUAACUUGGUCUCAUGGUGUGCUAAGAAACAACACACAGUGGCUAGAUCUUCCACAGAGGCUGAGUAUAGAGCCAUGGCUCAAACAGCUAGUGAAUUGGUUUGGUUGCAACAAUUGUUUUCUGAAUUGCUUAUUCCUUCUUCUACACCUCAUGUUUUAUGGUGUGAUAACAAGUCUGCAAUUGCUUUGGCGUGUAAUCCUGUAUAUCAUGCAAGGACUAAGCACAUUGAGCUCGACUAUCAUUUCAUACGAGAACAAGUGCUGAAUAAUCAGGUUGUGUUGUAUCACAUUAAUUCUGAGGCUCAACUAGCCGAUAUUUUCACAAAGCCAUUAUCUGUGUCCAGGUUUCAACUCCUCAAGUCCAAACUCAUGGUAGCUAAUCCUCCCAUGUGUUUGCAGGGGAGUGUGAAGGAGUCCAAUGUAGCAGAUCAGAGCUCCACUACUGCCACGUCACCAGUUGAUUAG